AAAUUGAAAAUUCAAAUCCCGUCUCUUGUGGCGUAUAGCAUCAUCAUCGUACAGAAUACGCCUCGAACCUUCUAUAGCCGUCGGAACAAUAGUAACUCAGUAUAAUUCAGGCGCCGAUGACUCUCCGGUCAGUUCAAUCCCGAAGUAAGCGGAAGCCGAUUGGAGUAUACGAUUACACCGACGAGGAUGAACGUGUUGAAGAGAUGUCGAAGAAACUCCUUCGACGAUACGAUUCCCCUGUUACUAAGACCUCCUCCGCCAUCGAUAAGUAUGACUUCCUCCGAUGCUUUGCGGAGAACCCCCAAAGCGAGAGUAAAGAACUGGACCACGUUGUUAUUGAUGUUGAAGUCCCAGCAAAAGAAGAACCGUCAAGAUGUGAGCUCCGCGGAGAUGGAACUGGUGACCUGAUUGAUGUAAUCUCCAAUGGCUCCCAGGAAAGGAUUGGAAUCGAUUCAUCAACUUCAUCAUCUCUCUCAGAUAAUGAUGAAGCCUCAACUGGAGAAGCCACAAAUCCUACUUCUGAUCCGCAUGAAGUUGAUCCCGAGAAUGCACAACUUCUUAUUACCCCUGAUGUUAUUAUAUAUGGAGAUAUAUACUGUACAAACUCGAAGUUAACAUUUUCACGCAGCUGUAUGAAUGUUGAAAGUUCAUCAGUAAAUGCAACUAAAGGGACCUUUAGUUGUCAGUGGAGAAUAGAAGAUAUCAUCAAAAUUGAGUCUCAGUGGUGUUUGGAGGUUGAGACUGCUUUUGUCAACGUCCUUCUGAAGUCCAAGGAGCCAGAAGGAGUUGACAGUGCGGAAGAGAUUUCAGGAAUUGAUCUCCUAAAAUUUUCCGUUUAUGACCCUAGAUGGUCUGAAGAAGUAGAAAUCAUCAAAUUGCUGGACUCGAAAUACAAGGAUAUUUGGUUUGACACCAUAACGGAAAGCGAGGAAAGUGCUUGUACUGGACAGAAUUUGGGAACUUCACUCUCUAAUCUCGCUGAUUCAUUUGAAGAUCUAGUCUACCCUAAAGGAGAGCCAGAUGCUGUAGUAGUUAGGAAGCAAGACAUUGAGCUUCUCAAGCCAAGACGUUUCAUCAACGAUACAAUAAUUGAUUUUUACAUCAAGUACCUUAAGAAUCGAAUUCCGCCGCAGGAAAGGGGCAGAUUCCACUUUUUCAACUGUUUCUUUUUCCGUAAGCUGGCUAAUUUAGACAAAGGUUCACCUAGCUCGUUUGGAGGUAGGGAAGCAUACCAACGUGUUCAGAAGUGGACUAAGAAUGUGGAUAUUUUUGAAAAAGAUUAUAUAUUUAUUCCUAUAAACUUCAGUUUUCAUUGGAGUCUGAUUAUCAUCUGUCAUCCCGGUGAAUUGGCUUCUUCUGAUGUCGAAAACCCACAAAGGGUUCCCUGCAUCUUGCAUCUGGACUCGAUUAAAGGAAGCCACAAAGGUGGUCUCAUAAAUAUUUUUCCGAGUUACCUACGUGAAGAGUGGAAAGCGAGGCAUGGAAAUACAACUAUUGAUUUCUCAGGAGCUCCAAAUAUGCAGUCCAUCUCACUUGAGCUCCCGCAGCAACAGAAUUCGUUUGACUGUGGCCUAUUUUUGCUCCACUAUCUGGAUCUUUUUGUGGCUCAAGCUCCUGCUAAAUUCAAUCCAUCCCUUAUCACAAGAUCAGCAAAUUUUCUAAAUAGGAAUUGGUUUCCCACAAGAGAAGCUUCACUUAAGCGUAAAUUCAUCUUAGAAUUGCUUUACAAUCUCCACAAAGGUCAUGAUCCAAGUAUUCUUCCAGCGAAUUCCAAAAGUGAACCUCCUCAUUGUGAAGUUUCCAACAAGAACGAUCAAGCAAAUGAAAGCAAGAAUGUGAUCGAGAGCUGUAACUGGAGAAACCCAUUUGAUGGUUCCUCAUCAACCGUUACAGACGUUCCCCAAACAAAGACUUGCUCGCCAGUUCUGAUUCUUAGCAAAGAAACUUUUUACACAGGAGGAUAUGACCCUCAGUCUUCUAAGCUCCGAAAGGUCUUUAUGUCGCCUAUAGUGGAAGAAGUUCAAGAAAGUGGUGAGAAAACACCCAAUUUGGCAAUGGACAUACAAGAAUCUAUUGAUCACGAGAUAGAUACAUUACGAAAAGAGGAAUGCAUGCUUUAUAUCGAGGACAGUGAAGAUGAAGAAACUGUUUCAGUAGAAUAUGUCUCUGAUUCUCAAGAUUCAGAAGAAGAUGAUGAUGAUGAGCUUAGAGUGACUGGAGAAUCCUCAGGGAUUCAUAGAAGCAGAGAAAUCAAGUCUGAUUCAGCAUCCGUCGAAAAUGGUGUGAACGAGAGUAAAAAUUCAACUGCUGUUUCUUGUUAUAGUAACAUUCUUCUUGUGUUGUCUGAUGAUGAGAGAAGCUCAGACGAUGAAAACUUCUUAGUCACAAGUUCAAAUGUGAUGGCUAAGAAGCCAAAAACUUGAUACAGUAUAUCGAUGAAGAUGAAUAUCGCCAAUCUUAUGCAAUUACUAGUUCUCCAA
This is a messenger RNA of Capsella rubella, 2480 nucleotides long. Its product is annotated as probable ubiquitin-like-specific protease 2A. Lineage: Eukaryota; Viridiplantae; Streptophyta; Magnoliopsida; Brassicales; Brassicaceae. Gene Ontology annotation, molecular function: cysteine-type peptidase activity. Bases 117 to 2423 code for a protein of 768 amino acids. Gene Ontology annotation, biological process: proteolysis. The transcript is spliced from 17 exons. The record is from RefSeq and is a predicted model, not a curated record.